AUGGCGGAAAAGGAAAACAAGGACCUCGAGAACGGUGACCCGAAGAGAGAGAGAAUCUCCUUCGCCGACGGAUGGGAUCCCGAUAAAGAUGAGGGCGAGUACGCCAACCUCAUCCGAUACAUUUCCACCUACCGAGAUCGUCGUUUCUCCAAAGCCCCCUCCCAGGUCUCCGGUGACGAUGUCGGCGAUGCCACGAAACAGAAGAAGAUGCCCUUCUACAAGAGAAUGUUUGGCAUCUCCGGUGGACCAGGCGAACUCUAUGAGGUCCCUGAGGAAUGGCUCAACACCGACAUCAAGACAGGUCUGACCUCCGCUGAGGUCGAGAACCGACGAAGAAAAACUGGCUACAACGAGUUGACAACCGAGAAGGAGAACAUGUUUCUCAAGUUCAUCGGCUACUUCAGAGGCCCCAUUCUCUACGUCAUGGAGCUUGCUGUCCUGCUCGCUGCUGGUUUGCGUGACUGGAUCGACCUCGGUGUCAUCAUCGGUAUCCUGAUGUUGAACGCCAUCGUCGGUUGGUAUCAGGAAAAGCAAGCUGCCGACGUCGUCGCCAGCUUGAAAGGUGACAUUGCUAUGAAGGCUGAGGUCGUCCGUGACGGCCAAAUCCAAGAAAUCAAGGCUCGCGAACUGGUACCUGGUGAUAUUCUCAUUCUCGAGGAAGGUUCCGUCGUUGCCGGUGAAUGCCGGCUGAUCUGCGACUUCGACAACCCGGCCGGCUUUGAAGAAUACAAGGAGAUGGUCAGCGAUCCUGAAGGAUACCACUCCAAGAAUCACACCGACUCCGAUGACGACGAGGAGCACCACAUUGGUCAUUCCAUUGUCGCUACCGACCAGUCUGCCAUCACUGGAGAGUCUCUGGCCGUGGACAAGUACAUGGGUGAUAUCUGCUACUACACCACCGGCUGUAAGCGAGGAAAGGCCUAUGCCGUCGUCACUGAAUCUGCUCGUGGCUCUUUUGUCGGCAAGACCGCGUCUCUCGUCCAGGGUGCUACCGACCAAGGUCACUUCAAGGCCGUCAUGGACUCCAUCGGUACAGCUCUGCUCGUCUUGGUCGUCUUCUUCAUCCUGGCCGCAUGGAUUGGUGGUUUCUUCCACAACAUCCCCAUUGCCACCCCCGAGCACAGCUCCGUCAACUUGCUUCACUACGCUCUUAUCCUUCUCAUCAUCGGUGUCCCAGUCGGUCUGCCCGUCGUCACCACCACCACCCUGGCCGUUGGAGCUGCUUAUCUUGCCAAGCAGAAGGCCAUUGUGCAGAAGCUCACUGCCAUCGAGUCGCUGGCCGGUGUCGAUGUGCUCUGCUCCGAUAAGACUGGUACUUUGACCGCCAACCAACUGACCAUUCGUGAGCCCUAUGUCGCCGAGGGUGAAGAUGUCAACUGGCUGAUGGCCUCUGCCGCCCUGGCGUCCUCGCACAACUUGAAGGCUCUUGAUCCUAUUGACAAGAUUACCAUCCUGACCCUCAAGAGGUACCCCAAGGCCCGUGAGAUUCUGCAACAAGGCUGGAAGACCGAGAAAUUCAUGCCCUUCGAUCCCGUCUCCAAGCGUAUCACCACCGUCUGCACGCUCAAGGGCGAGAAAUGGUCUUUCUGCAAGGGUGCGCCGAAAGCUGUCCUGUCCAUUGCGGAGUGUGAUGAGGCCACCGCUAAGCACUACCGUGACACUGCUGCCGACUUUGCCCGCCGUGGUUUCCGAUCUCUCGGUGUUGCCUCCAAGCGCGGAGACGAGCCCUGGAAAGUCAUUGGCAUGUUGCCCAUGUUCGACCCUCCUCGUGAGGAUACCGCCCACACCAUCUUGGAAGCCCAGAAUCUCGGUCUCAGCGUCAAAAUGUUGACUGGUGACGCCAUCGCCAUCGCCAAGGAAACCUGCAAGCUUCUCGCUCUCGGUACCAAAGUUUACAACUCUCAGCGUCUCAUUGCUGGUGGUGUUGCCGGUUCUACCCAGUACGACCUUGUGGAGAAGGCUGAUGGUUUCGCCGAGGUGUUCCCUGAGCACAAAUACCAGGUCGUCGAGAUGCUGCAGCAACGUGGCCAUUUGACCGCCAUGACUGGCGAUGGUGUCAACGAUGCUCCCUCAUUGAAGAAGUCUGACUGCGGUAUCGCUGUCGAAGGUGCCACGGAAGCUGCCCAAGCCGCCGCUGAUAUCGUUUUCUUGGCUCCCGGUCUCAGCACCAUUGUCGAUGCCAUCAAGGUCGCCCGUCAAAUUUUCCAGAGAAUGAAAGCCUACGUGCAAUACCGUAUCGCUCUCUGCUUGCACUUGGAACUGUACUUGACCACCUCCAUGAUCAUCAUCAACGAAACCAUCAGAACUGACUUGGUCGUGUUCUUGGCCCUGUUCGCCGAUUUGGCCACCAUUGCUGUCGCCUACGAUAACGCUCACUACGAACAGCGACCUGUCGAAUGGCAGUUGCCCAAGAUCUGGGUGAUUUCGGUCUUCCUUGGCUUCCUUCUAGCUAUUUCCACCUGGGUCAUCCGAGGUUCUUUCUUCCUGCCCUCUGGUGGUCUUGUCCAGAACUUUGGCAACGUCCAGCUUAUGCUCUUCCUCCAAGUCUCCCUGGUCGAAAACUGGCUCAUCUUCGUCACUCGCGGUGGCCAGACUUGGCCAUCUUGGAAGCUGGUUGGCGCUAUCUUCGGUGUCGACGUCCUCUCCACCCUGUUCUGUGUCUUUGGCUGGCUCGCCGGUGGCAAGGACGAACUCUUCACCAUCCCCCACGACCACUUCACCCAGGAUUCGUACAGCCGCGAUACUUCGAUUGUCACCGUGGUCGUCAUCUGGGGCUACUCGAUCGGUGUCACGAUUGUGGUUGCUAUCGUCUACUUCGUUUUGACCAGCUUGAAAUGGAUCGACAACCUUGGCCGCGCCACUCGCAGCCACGCCGAUACGACCAUGGAGAACAUCAUCUCCCACCUUAGCCGUGUUGCUCUUGAGCACGAGACCGAUGUACACGGCAAGUCGAAAUGGGUAUUGGGCAGCAAAGCCACUGGAGAGGAAGAAGAGGAAUAG
This is a messenger RNA of Fonsecaea erecta, 3000 nucleotides long. RefSeq names its product plasma-membrane proton-efflux P-type ATPase. Gene Ontology annotation, molecular function: P-type proton-exporting transporter activity; ATP hydrolysis activity; ATP binding. NCBI's taxonomy places the organism in Eukaryota, Fungi, Ascomycota, Eurotiomycetes, Chaetothyriales, Herpotrichiellaceae. The transcript has 4 exons. Gene Ontology annotation, biological process: proton export across plasma membrane; regulation of intracellular pH. Bases 1 to 3000 code for a protein of 999 amino acids. Gene Ontology annotation, cellular component: plasma membrane. The record is from RefSeq and is a predicted model, not a curated record.